This is a messenger RNA of Cylas formicarius (sweet potato weevil), 1740 nucleotides long. RefSeq names its product juvenile hormone esterase-like. The transcript is spliced from 10 exons. Lineage: Eukaryota; Metazoa; Arthropoda; Insecta; Coleoptera; Brentidae. The record is from RefSeq and is a predicted model, not a curated record. Bases 35 to 1684 code for a protein of 549 amino acids.
UCGCGGUAGAUAUUACAACCGCGCCAGGCCAAACAUGAUUUUGCCCAAUAUGCCGGUUUUGUGUUGCUUGCUUUUGGGUUUGGCAUCAGUUGCUUUUGCUGAUCCUAUCGUUUCAAUUCCAAACGGAGAAUUGCAAGGUUUGCAACUACAAUCACCAGAGCUGAAUGAGUUUUAUGCUUUCUUAGGGGUCCCAUAUGGACAACCGCCAAUAGGAGAUUUGCGUUUCGAGAGUCCUCAACCAGCUCUCCCAUGGAAUGGAACACUUGACGCUACUCAGGAAAGAGAUGGAUGCCUUCCACUUAGCAAUUACAGUUUUUAUCCUAAUCCGGGACCCAAAAGCGAAGACUGUUUAUAUCUAAAUAUAUAUACGCCGCAAUUAAAUCAAUCCGCCAAUUUGCCAGUCAUGUUUUGGAUUUUUGGCGGUGGAUUCGUAGGUGGAAGCAAGGAUUACAGAUAUUUCGGGCCGCAAUUUCUCCUCGUAAAUGACGUGAUUGUAGUCACAAUUAAUCACAGACUAGGUCCUUUCGGGUUUUUAUCUACCGCUGAUAAUGUCAUAUUGGGAAAUAUGGGUUUGAAAGAUCAAAAUCUUGCUCUUCAGUGGGUGCAGUCCAAUAUAAAAUAUUUCGGUGGCGAUCCUCAGAAAGUAACGGUUUUCGGAGAAAGCUCCGGCGGACAAUCUACAGGGCUUCACAUUCUAAGCAAAAAAUCUAGAGGGCUGUUCAGAGCUGCAAUAUGUCAAAGUGGUUGCUCGAUCACUGAUGGAUUUCAACCCGACCCAAAGACUUAUGCGUAUGCGGUGGCUCAACAAAUCGAUGAAACCAUAACUGAAAAAAACUCCUCUUUAGAAUUAAAGAACUUUUUGUUGAAGCAACCCGCAGAAACCCUAGUAAUAGCCGCAAAAGCAGUAGGCACUUCUGGUAUUAGACCAGUUCUUGAAGUAGAAGACGAUGAAGCUUUUUUGACACAACCGUUCUAUGCACUUGUAGAGGCAGGAGAUAUAAAUCCUGUCGCACUUAUUGUUGGAGCUACGUCUGAAGAAGCUCUUGGUUUUAUUGGUAAUGAAGACCAACUUGCAGGCGUUGCCGAGGGUUAUGACGAAGAUUGGUCAACAUUAGUUCCUAGACAUUUAAGACCGAUAGAAGGUUCAAAUUUGACUGAGAUAGGCGAACUUAUAAAGAACACCUACGUUGGCGUAAACGGAACGUUCGCUGAUGAUCUUGUCGCAACCCUUGAAUAUUACUCAGAUAACAUAAAUGUCAAAGCUGCUAUAAAGAUGGCUCAGCUACACUCAGCCUUCAACCCGGCUUAUUUAUUCCAAUUUUCGUUUUACGGAAGUAAGGCCCAAGGACACUACAAUAUUGAGGGAGGUGGAAAAGCGGGACAUUUUGAUGAUGUACCGUAUGUAUUCAACAUGACCACCUAUCCAUUGGUCACUGACGCGGAUGAUUUAUGCAGGAAACAAAUUAGUAGACUUUGGACUAAUUUUGCCAAGACAUUAAAUCCUACACCUGCGGGCGACGAACUCUUACAAAAUGUAAUCUGGAGCCCAGUAACCCCGGAUAAUAUACAGUAUUUGGAUAUAGACGAUACCUUGGAAGUGAAACCUAAUCGAAAAGUGAAAGAAUACGCUACUUGGAAUUACGUAUAUGAUACGUACGCCACUAAACCUAUAAUAACAUUUUGAAUACCCAUUCAUUCCCAAUUUAAAUGUUAUUGUUAAAUAUGAAUAAAGAGUUUGAG